Passer domesticus (house sparrow) is the source of this 1849-nucleotide messenger RNA. Its product is annotated as noggin-like. The coding region runs from base 198 to 941 and encodes 247 amino acids. Lineage: Eukaryota; Metazoa; Chordata; Aves; Passeriformes; Passeridae. The record is from RefSeq and is a predicted model, not a curated record. Gene Ontology annotation, biological process: osteoblast differentiation; dorsal/ventral pattern formation; negative regulation of BMP signaling pathway. The transcript has 2 exons.
GGAGGGACCAUGCGGCUUCUCCCCCCCCACCUGCCCCUCUGGUGGGAAGGAGCGAGGUGUCCCCGCCGGCUCCCUAUCAGCAGGGAAAGUAAGCAGGGAAAAGGGGAAGGCCAUGCCUCGGGACGCGGUGAUAACCCAGGGGAUGCGGCAGAGUGCGAGCCGGCAGCCGGGCACAGCCCGUCACAGCGCUGCUGGCCAUGGAGGGGCCGCACGGCAGCCGCCUCCUCCUGCUCCUCUGCCUGCUCCCGGCACCGGCCGUGCCAGGCCCACCGCCGCCUCGGGAGCCGCCGGCCAGCACGGCGGACCCCGCGGCGCAGCUGCUGCGGGGCCAGCCCUGGCUGCCGGCGCGGCCCUACGGCCUGUCGCUGUCCCCCGAGGAUUACCGCUACGCGCCCCAGCCCCGGCACCUGCGCCCCGGGCGGCUGCGCCGGCUGCUGGGCCCGGCCUUCGACCCCUUCUGGAUGGCGACCGAGGAGCCCCGCGGCCGCAACGGGAGCACCCUCGAGGAGAACCUGGAGUCCGUGAGCAGGGAGCUGGCCGAGGGCGCCGGGCGGUAUCGCCGCAAGCUGUGGCGAGAGGCGGAGGGGCUGGAGCUGCCCGCCCUGCUGCCCCCCGGGCCCGAGCUGCCCCCAGAGCUGGCGGCGGCUGCGGCCCGCCGCCUGCGGCAGUGGCUGGUGGAACGGGCCGCCUGCCGCCUCACCUCCGCCUGGGUGGACCUGGGGCCCGUCUUCUGGCCGCGCUGGGUGCGCCACACCACGUGCGAGAGCGGGCCCGCCGGCUGCUCCUGGCCCCCCGGCAUGGCCUGCCGGCCCGCGCAGCUCAGCCGCAUCCAGCUGCUGGCCUGGCACUGCUGGGGCCCGCAGCAGCCCGGGCCCCCGAGCUGCACCUGGCGCCACAUCCCCUACCCCGUCGUGGCCGCCUGCAAGUGCUCCUGCCGCUGAGGGGGGCUCGGAGGUACCCCCCGGCGCCUGGUCCUGCAGCCAAAAGGCCUGAAGAGGCAAACAUCGGCCUGGACCCACCCUCGGAGCGGGGGGAAGUCCCCCGAAAAAGAAAUAAACCUCCAGGAAGGAAGUGGGGAUGGUCCUUGCUGUGUCUCGCCAAAACCCCUGGGUGGUGGCUGCUUUGCCCCUCAUCCACCAGCGGCAUCAGCACCAGCGGAGGCCCUUGUGCAGCAUCCAUCUCCAGCAAAGGAUGAGGGAUGGAGAAAUUAUGGCACUGAAUGGCAGGUUCAGACCCCCUCUGCACCAGCCCCAGACAGCUCAGUCCAAGCUGCGGCAUCCCUGCCUGCCUGGCUGGGCUGCAGUGAUGGAGCCAGGGCAAGGGAAUUCCAGCAAAAGGUUGCACAAGGAGCUUGAGAGCAAUCUCCCUGCCUUCCCCAUGCCAAAAUACUGCCUGUUGAAAAGGGUUUGCAGCACUGUGAGGGCCUGGUGCCACAGAAAGGGAACUCCAUACCACAGUUUAUCAGCAGGCUGAGCUCAAGGCCUGUGGGAAUGGAAAAUUAAACAAAUUCAGCACACAGUUAUACUACCAGCUGUUCUAAAAGGGUCUGGCUGCAGUGCAAUUGAACCUACAAGACACAUUUCUCCCCUGUCCUUUGCAUCCUUGUAAAGCCCUACAAUCCUGGAUGAACACCUGUAUUCUUCUGCAGUUGCUCUGGCUCGGAUCAGACAUUAUUGCCCUGUAGUUUGCUCCCUGACAGCCUAGUGACACAUAAGGAUUUCAGAGCAGGUCUUUGCUGAUACAACCCAUUGCUCCAGCAUUCAGGCACACUCCACUCCAGCUAGAAUCUCUCCCUGGCUGCAGCUACUCAUUCAGCACAUAGGCAGCUGGCAGGACACACAACUUCUGA